GACGCGCGCGCGCCAAAUCGGAUUCCUCGCCAUUCUAAAUCGAUCCCCCCAGGAUUGUCUGAAGAGCCGCAGGUCGGCUGUAUCUACCCUGUCUGUCUGUCUUUGCGCUAGCGGAUAGUCACAUCGUGUUUCAACGUCGCCACCACCACUCUUUAGCACUUUACAGUCUAUGUCCCAGUAUCGUGAUCUGGGCGAGGGUUCUUCUGGAAAAAUGGCUAUCUCAUACGCAAGUGGAAUGACAGCCGAUCAUACUCCAGCCCUCCCUUCCUUCCGAGAGCUUCUUCCUCCUCAUCUCCACGAUGAAAUUGAAUCGACUUCAUAUUUCGCCUCCCGCCAGCAUCCACAGACGCGCGAAAGACCCCUUUCAGCUAGUUUCGACCUGACACCAACCUCCCGAUCUCUGUCCGAUCGCCUGCCCUAUGCCACCCCCUCAAAGCUACCAUUGGCGGACGACUUCCGGCCUGGUGAACUUUUUUCACGAGAUAGCAGCAGCCCCCUUCAUAGCCGUCUAGCCGGAAAUCCCCCUCAGUCCGCUUCAGCUUCGACUCGAUUUACUUCGCGUGGUCCCAGUCCCAUUCUGCCGUCGAUCCGCGAUCUUCAGUCUCUGCCCGAACGGGGGAUGUCCCCUUCAUCGGCUGCAUUCUCGGAAUCAAGGGGCUUGUCGCGACCCGAGUAUGCGGCACAGGAUUUUCGCGCUGGGCCUAUGAGCGGUCACGGUUUUCCUGCAGCCAACAUUUCCGGCCCCUUGAAUGAUAGGAGGAGUGCGGACUCGUUUAUGGGCGGCGCUGGGCCGCAUUCGUUGCCCAACCAGGUCGCAUACCCGUACCCCACGAUGGCGUACCAGAGCGACUCGGAGCAAGUCACCCCGCAAUCGCUAUCACACGCCCAGCAAUCCAAUUUUGGCAUCCUUGGCGAUCCGAUCGACUCCAAGAAUAAACGCAGACGGGGCAACUUGCCGAAGCCGGUCACGGAUAUCCUGCGCGCCUGGUUCCAUGAGCACCUUGACCACCCAUACCCCAGCGAGGAGGAUAAGCAGAUGUUCAUGACUCGUACGGGUCUUACGAUUAGUCAGAUUAGCAAUUGGUUCAUCAACGCAAGGCGGCGACAGCUCCCUGCCCUUCGCAACCAAAUGCGGAACGGUGGCAAUGACCUCGAUUCUCAGCGGCAGUCACCUUUCAGCGACGUGGAGCAUACGUCUCCUGAGUCAAUGCCGUCUCCCCACAUGGGCACGAAGCCCUGAAACGUUGCGAUCCAAUUGAUUCCGACGAGGAAUCCCGACUACUGGUCACAUUUGCCACGAAAUACAUCCACUACGUCAUGAGUUUACGGAGCCCCUGCGACAUUGACAAUCGAAUAGACAUGAGCUUUUGCCGACAGUUGUUUUAUUCCCUUUUUAUACUUUCUGGAUUGUCACAGAAUCUACGAGCCGAGCCGAGUGAGGUUGACAAGACCGCUCUUGAUACCCUUUAUCGUUUUCU
This is a messenger RNA of Aspergillus uvarum CBS 121591, 1478 nucleotides long. RefSeq names its product homeobox domain-containing protein. The transcript has 3 exons. The coding region runs from base 170 to 1240 and encodes 356 amino acids. NCBI's taxonomy places the organism in Eukaryota, Fungi, Ascomycota, Eurotiomycetes, Eurotiales, Aspergillaceae. Gene Ontology annotation, molecular function: RNA polymerase II cis-regulatory region sequence-specific DNA binding; DNA-binding transcription factor activity, RNA polymerase II-specific. Gene Ontology annotation, biological process: regulation of transcription by RNA polymerase II. The record is from RefSeq and is a predicted model, not a curated record.